UUUAACGGAAACUUACAAAGCAAAUCUGAAUGUAGUUAUAUAAAUUUGAAAAUAUGUUAUAUGUUUUAUAAUUUCGUUUUCGAAAUUAUUAUUUUUUUAUUUUUAUAUAUUAAUAAUAAUAUAAUUUUUUAAUUAUACAUAUAUUUUUAAUAUUUAUAAUAUUUAGAAAUAUUAAUAAUUAAUUAUUAAUACGAUAACGAACAGAUUAAAGUUUAAUUUUGUAUAAUAUUUUCUAUAUAAAAAUACACUUUUGAUAUUCGAUACAAAAAAUAACCACAUUUCAUUUUAUGUCAAAUUAUCUUUAUAUUACAAUCUACAAUACUGCAAGAAUAUUACAAAGAUAAAAAUUAUUUUUAUAUAUACUUUUAAAUUAAAUGAAAUAAUAAAAAUUUCGUACAACAUAAUUUAAUUUAAUUUCAUUAUUUGCACAAUUCUGUCACAAAGAAAUAUCGAACGUCAUAAUCGAUCAAAUUGUCAUUUAUCUUAAAUUUAAUUAUUUGUUAUCGAAUAUUAUAUACAUACUUCAGAUUUGAUAAUAAUCUUUUUGCUUUGUAAGAAAUAAUUCUAUUAUUAAUUUGUUUAUAUUUUUUAUUAUUAUAAGAUAAAUUAUGUAUCUAAUGAAAACACUAAACCACAAUCACGAGAAAAAGAAAACGGCACUUUAACUUGAUGACAAUUCUUUUUUGUAUCACGCACUUUUUAUGUACACUCCGAUAGAUGACACUACGAAUAUUAUUUGUAGUGAAAAUCAAUUCGAUAGUUUUUAGUAUUAUUUUAAUUUUUUCCAUAAAAAAAUAAUAUGAAUAUGGAUUUCUAAUUCAACGAAAUUUUAACGAUGUCUCACAAUUUAAGAAUGUAACAAUAUAAACUUAUUCUUGUAUCAUUGAAUAAGGAAGAUUCAUAUCACGUGAUAGAAUAUUAUAUUCCUAUUGGCUAUUUAGUAUCAUAGAAAGAGAGGGAAUGAGAAAUACAUCGGUCAAAGAAUACGUAUAAACGCUAGAAACAGUCACUUGACAGUAGCGCCUGGUGGACGAAUGUUAAGCAAUACAUCGAUAGAAUUCUCUAAUACGGAACUUUUUACAAGGGUAAUUGUACGUCAUCUUUGAACAGUAUCAUUAAUACGUAUAAUACGUAUAAGAAAAUAACAAAGAAAUAAUCAUUAAAUUCUUAAGUUUGUAUUGGUACGCUUGUCGCAACAAGAUUGAAAAGUUAAACGGUAAAGAUGAACAUUUUGAUUGCGCUUUGCGCGAUCCUUGCUGUUUGUAAAGCAGGAGUAGUAAUACAAGCUGAGGGUCCUGCAGAUCUUCAUCUUUUGGGUGAACAAGAAUGUACAUGGGGACCUUCAUAUUGGUGUGAAAACAUUAAAACUGCAAGUGGAUGUAAUGCAACUAAACAUUGCAUUGAUAAAGUAUGGAAACAUAUGAAAGUACCAAAUGAUGAUGAUAGUGUUUGUACUAUUUGUAAGGAUAUGGUUCAACAAGCUCAUGAUCAAUUAGAAAGCAAUCAAACUCAAGAGGACAUAAAGAGUGUUUUUGAAGGAAGCUGUAAACUUAUUCAUAUAAAACCAAUUGUGAAAGAAUGUAUAACAAUUGUAGAUCAGUUUAUUCCAGAGCUUAUUGAAACUUUGGCAUCUCAAAUGAAUCCAUCUAUUGUUUGUUCUGUUGCUGGACUUUGCAAUUCUGCUCAUAUAGAUGAAUUAAUUGUAAAAUAUGAAUCAUCCAAACCUGAGAUUAAAGAAUUGAAAUCUCGUUCUUUGGAAAAAGAUGAAGUUGAACCUGAUGAAUGUUCAAAAUGUUUCACUGUGGCAGCACAUAUGGAACAUAAAUUAAAUAACACUCCUCGUGAUAAAAUAUUACAACAAAUGCUUAAUUUAUGUGCAGAAUUCAAUAGUUAUUCAGAUGCCUGUUCUGCUACAAUUCUAACUUAUUUUGAUACAUUAUAUACUCAUUUACAAGAGAAUUUCAAUGCUCAAAAUAUUUGUCAUUUAUCUGGUCAGUGUAGUAAUAAAUUUCACAAACAUGAUGAUAUUGAUACAACCUUAAAAGUAGAAAUUAGACCACUUUCAAGCGUAGGUAUGGUCGAUGUAAAUGAUGAUCUUCCAUGUAAAUUGUGUGAACAACUUUUAGGACAUUUAAGAGAUCUUCUAGUAGCUAAUACUACAGAAACAGAAUUUGAAGAAGUAUUGAAAGGAUUAUGCAAACAGACUAAGUCAUUUUCUACUGAGUGUAUUGCUAUAGUUGAUGAAUAUUAUCCACAAAUAUAUGAAUAUCUUAAGAAAGGUCUAAAUUCCAAUAUUAUUUGUCAAAUGAUGGGAAUAUGUCCUAUUCCAGGAAAAACAGUACAGAAUGGGCCAAUUUGGCCUUUAGUACCUAGAGAUGCAGGUGAAAUAGGAAUGCGUGUUUUCCAAAAUGCAAAUGAAAAUUUGAAAAGUGAUAAUGAAGAAUUGAAUAAAUCACAAGCUGAAACAAUGCAAUUGCCUAUUGAAAGAUUAGUACCAUUUCCUAUGUUAGAAGGAUCGUUAGGAACUCAAGGAAAAGAAACAUGUGCAUUAUGUGAAUAUAUAUUGCAUUUUAUACAAGAAGCUAUUACAAAUCCUACUACAGAGGAAAAAGUAAAAACAACAUUAGGAAAAGUAUGUAAGAAAUUACCAGAAUCUAUAUCGGAACAAUGUACACAAUUUGUAGAUCUUUAUGGAGAUGCUAUUGUAGCUAUUUUGGCUCAAGAAAUUGAUCCAUCUCAAGUAUGUUCAUUGUUGCAUUUAUGCCCAGAUGAAAAAUUAAUGAAGAUGUGGGAAAGUAUUCCAAAGAAGUAUAUGCUUGAAGAAGUACAGAAUAAACCUAGUUGUCCACUAUGUUUACUUGCUGUAACACAAAUUUACGAUGUUAUAAAAAACAACAAGACCGAGGCAAACAUAGAAGCUCAAUUGGAUAAAUUAUGUAUUCAUUUGCCACAUAGUUUAGUUGAUGAAUGUACAGAAUUAGUCAAAGGGUAUAGUAAAGAACUUAUAGAAUUAUUACUGGCAGAUUUAACACCUCAAGAAGUAUGUGUUUAUAUUAAAUUAUGUGAUCCUACUGAACAUCUUGGUCCAAGAAGUGAAUUUAUUACUGACAAAGAUGGUGAAAUUUUAACUAAUGAAAUACCAAAUGAUCCUAUAAGUACUGAAAUAUCAGAUGAUUUAAAUAAUGUAAAUUGUGUUGUUUGUGAAUUUGCUAUGCAUUAUAUUGACAAAUUUCUUGGUAAUAAUAAGGAAAAGAAUAAAGUUGAAAAUGCAGUGCAUAGCGUAUGUAAUCAUCUUCCAAAAACUAUCCAUAAACGAUGUAACAGGUUUGUUAAUAAAUAUGCCUCUUCUAUAAUUGAUAUUAUCACAAAAGAUGUUAGUCCUAAGCAGGUUUGCUCUUUCCUUGGAGUAUGUACAAAAUUGAUAGAAGAAAUGAAAGCUUCUGUAACAGAAUGUGCUAUGUGCAAAACAAUUAUAUCGAAAAUAAAUGACCGAACUAUUGAUGAUAACAUUGAAAAAGCAAUAUCUAAAGUAUGUCAAUAUUUACCAUCAAAUAUGGAACAUAAGUGUACUAUACUUAUUAAUUCUUAUGGACAAAGCAUAAUAAAUCUUAUUAAAAGAGGUGAACAUAUUGAUAAAAUUUGUAGUAAAAUGGGUCUUUGUGCACCCAAUGAUUAUUCAACAGUGUCUUUGGAAAAUUUACGAAUUAAACGAUCAUAUGAAAAAAAUCGUAUAAAACAUUGUACAUGGGGACCUGUUUAUUGGUGUUCUACUAAUGAAACGGCUCGUGAAUGUAAAGCUGUUGAACAUUGCAAAGAAAAUGUAUGGAAAGCUGAUUUUGCACCUCCUAAACAAAUUACCUUAAGUGAGACAGAACCUAAUGUUUAAGUUUGUAUUCACAUAAUAAAUUGAAUUAUUGUUUGGUUUUUGCAUCUUAAAAUGUUAAGUCCUAAGAAUUUCAUAUUUCUUUAGAAUAUUAUAUUGAUGGUAUGAAAAAUUUAACAUCAAUUAUUAAUAUUAUAUAUUGCACUUUUUAAAAUAUAACAAUAUGAUAGCACUAUUAAAAUCUUCCAAAAUAAUGAUUAAUUACAAUUGCGUAAUGUAGAAAAUUUAGAAAUAAAUCUAAAAUAAUAAGCUUUUUACACUAUCGCAAAUAUAUCGCGAUAUGUUGUAAAUAUAUAUUUUAUAGUGUUAAGUUCAUAUUUUAUAACAGUUACUAUAUAAUAACUUCAAUAUUGAAAAUAUAACAAUGAAUCCAUAUGUUUAUAUAUAUUUAGUAAUUAUCAAUAUACUUAUAAUUAUUAUGUAUCUGUUGCAUUAAUGUCAACUGUGAUAAUAAAACAAAAUAAAAAUACAAA
Apis cerana (Asiatic honeybee) is the source of this 4356-nucleotide messenger RNA. It is a transcript of the gene Sap-r, whose product is annotated as prosaposin. Lineage: Eukaryota; Metazoa; Arthropoda; Insecta; Hymenoptera; Apidae. Gene Ontology annotation, biological process: sphingolipid metabolic process. The record is from RefSeq and is a predicted model, not a curated record. Gene Ontology annotation, cellular component: lysosome.